Molecule: messenger RNA, 462 nt
Organism: Malania oleifera
Lineage: Eukaryota; Viridiplantae; Streptophyta; Magnoliopsida; Santalales; Ximeniaceae
Product: serine hydroxymethyltransferase, mitochondrial-like
Exons: 4
Coding region: 1-462 (153 amino acids)
Biological process (GO): L-serine catabolic process; folic acid metabolic process; tetrahydrofolate interconversion
Cellular component (GO): cytoplasm
Molecular function (GO): pyridoxal phosphate binding; glycine hydroxymethyltransferase activity; serine binding
Source: RefSeq, a predicted model, not a curated record
AUGGGUACAGAGAAAGCCUAUCAAAAGAAGUCGAAGCAACUAUGUCCGAUGCUCAAAGAACACCCUUACGAGCCGAUCGAAAGAAAGAUUGGCAUUGAUGGCUCUAGAGUGGAGAAAGUUUUGGAAUCAGUUCAUAUUGCUGCCAAUAAGAACAUUGUUCCUGGGGAUGUGUCUGCAAUGGUUCCUGGUGGCAUCCGGAUGGGAACCCCAGCUCUCACAUCCAGGGGAUUCAUUGAGGAGGAUUUUGCAGAAGUAGCCAAAUUUUUUGAUGCUACAGUGAAAUUGGCUGUGAAGAUCAAGACCGAUACAAAAGGAACAAAGUUGAAGGAUUUUGUGGCAAACAUGCAGUCAGUUGUCCAUAUUCAAUCCGAUAUUGCAAAGCUUCGGCACGAUGUUGAGGAGUAUGCUAAGCAAUUUCCAACAAUUGGUUUUGAGAAGGAGACAAUUUCCAACAUAUAUUGA